CUGGUCCUCUGCUUCCUGUUUGGAUGCAAUGUCCUUCUGAUCCUCCUUCCGACCUUGUCUUCCUUCAUGUCCAGAGUGCUGCAGAAUGAUGCAGAGCCAGAGCCACAGAUGAGGGCAGAGAUCCAGGAUAUGAAGCAAGAGUUCUCCAUGGUCAACAAGAUGAAUGAGUUUGCCAGAUAUGCCAGCCUGGAAUGGAAGAUCAACAGGAUGGUGGACCAGCUCAAGACUUAUGUGAAAGCACGGACUGCUCAACUAGCCAAGAUAAAAUGGUUUUUAAGUGUUGCUUUCUAUACAUUGCAAGCUACCUUGAUGAUGUCACUCAUUUGGAAGUAUUAUUCUGCCCCAGUGACUGUUGUGCUGAGGAAAUGGAUAACACCACUAGACCACCUGGUAGCCUUCCCUGCUAGAAUAGCAGGUGGUGUUGGAAUUACUAGUUGGAUUUUUGUCUGGAACAAGUUGUGGCAACCCCUUGUACUUUACACCUUCAGCCAAACAGAAAGAUGA
Molecule: messenger RNA, 504 nt
Organism: Marmota monax (woodchuck)
Lineage: Eukaryota; Metazoa; Chordata; Mammalia; Rodentia; Sciuridae
Product: guided entry of tail-anchored proteins factor 1-like
Exons: 1
Coding region: 67-504 (145 amino acids)
Biological process (GO): tail-anchored membrane protein insertion into ER membrane
Source: RefSeq, a predicted model, not a curated record